GCGACAGCCACAGCGUCCGAGGAUGGAGAACUUAAUAAGGGGAAGGAAUCCCCCACAAUAUCAGAGAAGCCCUUGUAAAGAAGUUCGUGCAGCCCUUCGGAAGAGGCCUGAAGAGGAGUUGCAGUGCCUGGAGAUGACCACCAAGCGGAAAAUCAUCGGCCGUCUGGUGCCGUGCCGAUGUUUCCGAGGUGAAGAAGAAAUCAUCUCAGUUUUAGAUUACUCCCACUGCAGCCUUCAGCAGGUGCCAAAGGAGGUCUUUAACUUUGAACGGACAUUAGAGGAACUUUACCUAGAUGCCAAUCAAAUUGAAGAGCUACCAAAGCAAUUGUUCAACUGUCAAGCUCUAAGAAAACUAAGUAUUCCUGACAAUGACCUUUCAAAUCUGCCAACCACUAUUGCUAGUUUAGUUAACCUUAAAGAACUCGACAUCAGUAAAAAUGGUGUACAAGAAUUUCCAGAAAACAUAAAGUGCUGUAAGUGUUUAACAAUUAUUGAAGCCAGUGUCAAUCCAAUUUCUAAACUCCCUGAUGGCUUCACACAGCUUCUAAACCUGACCCAGCUCUACCUGAAUGAUGCCUUUCUUGAAUUUCUUCCAGCCAAUUUUGGAAGACUUGCCAAAUUGCGGAUAUUGGAGUUAAGAGAAAAUCACUUGAAAACUCUACCAAAGUCAAUGCACAAACUGGCCCAGUUGGAAAGACUUGACCUAGGCAAUAAUGAAUUCAGUGAGCUGCCUGAAGUUAUGGAUCAAAUACAAAAUUUAAGGGAGCUGUGGAUGGAUAAUAAUGCAUUGCAAGUGCUACCUGGGUCUAUAGGGAAGUUAAAGACGUUGGUAUACCUGGAUAUGUCAAAAAACAGAAUAGAAACGGUUGACAUGGACAUUUCUGGAUGUGAAGCCCUGGAGGACCUCUUAUUGUCAUCCAAUAUGUUGCAACAGUUGCCUGACUCUAUAGGUUUGUUGAAAAAACUAACUACUCUAAAAGUAGAUGACAAUCAACUUACAAUGCUACCCAAUACAAUCGGAAAUUUAUCUUUAUUAGAAGAAUUUGACUGUAGCUGUAAUGAACUGGAGUCACUACCUUCUACUAUUGGCUACCUUCACAGUCUUCGAACAUUAGCAGUCGAUGAGAAUUUCCUUCCAGAAUUACCCAGAGAAAUUGGAAGCUGUAAGAAUGUAACAGUUAUGUCUCUACGCUCCAAUAAACUGGAAUUUCUUCCUGAAGAGAUUGGACAGAUGCAGAAACUAAGAGUCUUAAAUUUGAGUGACAACAGAUUGAAGAAUUUACCAUUCUCAUUUACCAAACUUAAGGAGCUUGCAGCUUUGUGGCUUUCUGACAAUCAGUCCAAAGCCCUUAUCCCUUUACAAACUGAAGCCCAUCCAGAAACAAAGCAAAGAGUAUUGACUAACUACAUGUUUCCACAGCAACCUCGUGGUGAUGAAGAUUUCCAGUCAGACAGUGACAGCUUUAACCCUACACUGUGGGAAGAACAGAGACAACAACGCAUGACUGUUGCCUUUGAAUUUGAAGAAAAAAAGGAAGAUGACGAAAAUGCUGGGAAAGUUAAGGAUCACUCCUGCCAAGCCCCCUGGGAAAGGGGCCAGCGUGGGAUUACUCUCCAACCUGCCAGACUGUCUGGCGAUUGCUGCACACCAUGGGCCAGGUGUGAUCAGCAGAUCCAAGAUAUGCCCGUCCCCCAGAAUGACCCACAGCUGGCAUGGGGUUGUAUAAGUGGCCUCCAGCAGGAAAGGAGCAUGUGUACUCCAUUGCCAGUUGCAGCACAAUCCACCACUCUUCCCUCUCUAAGUGGCAGACAGGUUGAAAUAAACCUAAAACGAUAUCCAACUCCUUACCCAGAGGAUUUAAAGAAUAUGGUAAAAUCUGUUCAAAAUCUGGUGGGUAAGCCAAGCCAUGGAGUGCGUGUUGAGAAUUCAAAUCCAACUGCUAACACGGAGCAAACUGUGAAAGAAAAAUACGAACACAAGUGGCCUGUAGCCCCAAAGGAGAUUACAGUGGAGGAUUCUUUUGUUCAUCCAGCUAAUGAAAUGAGGAUUGGGGAACUUCACCCUUCAUUAGCUGAGACCCCUCUGUACCCACCCAAACUUGUUCUGCUAGGGAAGGACAAAAAAGAAUCAACCGAUGAGUCUGAAGUUGACAAAACUCACUGUCUGAAUAACAGUGUUUCCUCAGGCACUUACUCAGACUACUCGCCUUCCCAGGCUUCCUCAGGAUCCUCUAACACCCGGGUUAAAGUGGGGUCCUUGCAGACAACAGCUAAAGAGGCAGUACAUAAUUCUUUGUGGGGUAACAGGAUUGCACAAUCUUUCCCACAGCCUCUUGAUGCAAAGCCAUUGCUCAGCCAGCGGGAGGCUGUCCCCCCAGGGAAUCUACCACAGCGUCCUGACCGGCUGCCAUUGAGUGACACUUUCACUGACAACUGGACUGAUGGCUCACAUUAUGAUAACACAGGGUUUGUUGCAGAGGAAACCACAGGCGAGAAUGCCAACAAUAAUCCUCUCCUGAGUUCAAAAUCUAGAAGCACAUCUUCUCAUGGACGCAGGCCUUUGAUUAGGCAGGAUAGGAUUGUUGGUGUUCCCCUGGAACUUGAGCAGUCUACACACAGACACACACCAGAAACAGAAGUGCCUCCUUCCAAUCCUUGGCAGAAUUGGACCAGAACCCCUAGUCCUUUUGAAGACAGGACUGCUUUCCCUUCCAAAUUAGAGACAACCCCAACCACCAGCCCAUUGCCUGAAAGGAAAGAACAUAUAAAAGAAUCUGCUGAAAUACCUAGUCCUUUUUCUCCAGGAGUACCGUGGGAGUAUCAUGAUUCUAAUCCCAACAGGAGUCUCAGUAAUGUCUUUUCUCAAAUCCACUGCCGCCCAGAAUCUUCUAAAGGUGUUAUUUCGAUUAGCAAAAGCACAGAGAGGCUUUCCCCACUCAUGAAAGACAUCAAGUCCAAUAAAUUCAAGAAGUCACAGAGUAUCGAUGAGAUUGACAUUGGUACAUACAAGGUUUAUAAUAUACCAUUAGAAAACUAUGCUUCUGGGAGUGAUCACUUAGGAAGUCACGAACGACCUGACAAAAUGUUAGGACCAGAGCAUUGUAUGUCCAGUAUGUCCCGAAGCCAGUCAGUCCCGAUGCUGGAUGACGAGAUGCUCACUUAUGGAAGUAGUAAAGGGCCACAACAACAAAAAGCUUCCAUGACAAAAAAAGUCUAUCAAUUUGACCAAAGCUUCAAUCCCCAAGGAGCAGUGGAAGUUAAAGCUGAAAAGAGGAUACCGCCCCCGUUUCAACACAAUGCUGAGUACGUGCAACAGCCGGGAAAAAACAUCACCAAGGAUUUGGUUAGUCCUAGAGCUUACAGAGGAUACCCACCGAUGGAGCAAAUAUUUUCAUUUUCUCAGCCAUCUGUUAAUGAGGAUGCUGUGGUAAAUGCCCAGUUUGCAAGCCAAGGUGCCAGGCCAGGCUUCUUGAGAAGAGCUGACUCCCUGGCGAGUUCCACAGAAAUGGCCAUGUUUAGAAGGGUCAGUGAACCUCAUGAGCUGCCUCCGAAUGAUAGGUACGGCAGACCUCCAUAUAGGGGAGGUCUGGAUCGCCAAAGCAGCGUUUCAGUGACUGAGUCCCAGUUCCUGAAAAGGAAUGGCAGGUAUGAAGAUGAACACCCUUCAUAUCAAGAAGUGAAAGCUCAGGCGGGAAGUUUUCCAGUUAAAAACCUUACCCAAAGGAGGCCAUUGUCUGCAAGAAGCUACAGUACAGAGAGUUAUGGUGCCUCCCAAACCAGGCCAGUUUCAGCUAGGCCUACUAUGGCAGCUCUUUUGGAAAAAAUACCAUCUGACUAUAACUUGGGUAACUAUGGUGACAAGCCAUCAGAUAACAGUGAUAUAAAGACGAGGCCUACUCCUGUGAAGGGAGAGGAGAGCUGUGGUAAAAUGCCUGCAGACUGGAGACAACAGCUGCUUAGACAUAUAGAAGCUAGAAGGUUAGACAGGACCCCGUCCCAGCAAAGCAACAUUUUAGACAAUGGACAAGAAGAUGUAUCUCCUAGUGGCCAGUGGAAUCCUUAUCCUCUUGGGAGGCGGGAUGUACCUCCGGACACCAUUACUAAAAAGGCAGGCAGCCAUAUCCAGACCUUGAUGGGGUCCCAGAGCCUUCAGCAUCGUAGCCGGGAGCAGCAGCCAUAUGAGGGAAACAUAAACAAAGUGACCAUCCAGCAGUUUCAGUCACCAUUGCCUAUUCAGAUCCCCUCUUCACAGGCCACCCGGGGACCUCAGCCCGGACGGUGCUUAAUUCAAACUAAAGGGCAAAGGAGUAUGGAUGGCUACCCAGAGCAGUUUUGUGUGAGAAUAGAAAAGAAUCCUGGCCUUGGAUUUAGUAUCAGUGGUGGAAUUAGUGGACAAGGAAAUCCAUUUAAACCUUCUGACAAGGGUAUCUUUGUUACUAGGGUUCAGCCUGAUGGACCAGCAUCCAACCUGCUGCAGCCUGGUGAUAAGAUCCUUCAGGCAAAUGGACAUAGUUUUGUACAUAUGGAACAUGAAAAAGCUGUAUUACUACUGAAGAGUUUCCAGAACACAGUAGACCUAGUUAUUCAACGUGAGCUUACUGUCUAAAUAUUUUUUAUAAAUAGUGAAGAUACGUCUAGCCAGACCUAAUGUUCAAAAAUAAAUUUAUACAUAGAGACAAAUUUUGCCAAUUGCUGGACCAAUGGCAAACAUUAGUGCCAAAUGUAUAAUACUAUAUGUUAGCACUGGUCAUCCUUAAAAAUGUUAACUAUAUAAAUAUGAUGUUCAUGUGGUUAUGUAUUAUUUUAACUGUCAGCCUCUGGCUGUGCAUUGGUGCAGUUUUGGUUUUGGUUUUUUUUUUUUUUUCAAUCAAAUAAGUUUCUUCUUGAAGUGGACUUCAUAUAAUUUCGGAGCACGGAAGCACACACAAGCUCUUUACGAAUUCUGCUCUCCAUCAGAAACACUGCCUCAAAGUUGUAUAUGCCUUUAUAUAGAAAAUACAAAUAUAAAGAAUUGUAAUUCCCAUAAAAUAUUUCUAGCACAAGGUACAUGUUGGCAUAUAUACAAAAAGAAUAUAGAGAAAAAACAAUAUUUUCAUAAACUAAACAUCUCGGAUUGAGAAAGAAAAUAUAUCUUAAAAUAAGACUUUACUAUAUUGAAUCUUUUUCAAUAAAAAUUACAAGAUAAUGCCUUAUGAAAGCAACUGUACAUAUGGUAUAAAGUGUUUAUAUUUGGUUCCAUAUUCAUUUGCUAAAUUCUCAUAACACAGAGUGAAAUAUUUCAUAAAUUAGCCAUUUAUCUCUGGGACCUGAAUAAAAAUAGGACAAACUAAUUUGUUCAAUGCCUUUAGCUAAUUACAAAACAUGCAGAGUUAAGAAACAGACUAAAGGUCAUUGUAGAUAAAUCUUUUUCACCCCAAAUGUAAGCAGUGAAUGAUGGGUGGCAGGAAAGGUGUUGCUUUAUUUCUUUCAAGUUUAUGUUGAUUAUAAACUGUAGCCCCUGUGAUUUCUUUACUUGUAAAUGUGGAAUUUAUUUGUGUGUUGCUUUAUCCAAUUUGCUACUUUUAAAUCAUUUAAAAUGAGUUUUGGGUAUUGAUAAAAUUUAUCAUUAAGAAAGACUAUUGUUAGAAAGUUAUGGUGGGUGAUAAAAAACUUUGGUAAUUAAAUAUGAAACUUCAAAUAUAACUUCUCAGA
Molecule: messenger RNA, 5691 nt
Organism: Balaenoptera acutorostrata (minke whale)
Lineage: Eukaryota; Metazoa; Chordata; Mammalia; Artiodactyla; Balaenopteridae
Gene: LRRC7
Product: leucine rich repeat containing 7
Exons: 26
Coding region: 23-4606 (1527 amino acids)
Biological process (GO): neurotransmitter receptor transport, endosome to postsynaptic membrane; neurotransmitter receptor transport postsynaptic membrane to endosome
Cellular component (GO): adherens junction; postsynaptic membrane; postsynaptic density
Molecular function (GO): protein binding
Source: RefSeq, a predicted model, not a curated record